Molecule: messenger RNA, 121 nt
Organism: Racocetra persica
Lineage: Eukaryota; Fungi; Glomeromycota; Glomeromycetes; Diversisporales; Gigasporaceae
Source: the annotation of a GenBank genome assembly
ACUAAACACAGAAAUCCUGAUACAUCUACCUGGCAAACUGUUAUUACGGGCCAGACGUUAGAUAAUGCACUUGCAAUAGCAAGACUUGCCUUUGGCAAGAAGAAAUUCUUGCCAUUUGCAA